AUGGGCGUCCCACGAGCAUCAAAGCAGUGGCUUCUGCGUGAGAAGCCCUUCGGCGAACCGAUUCUAGAAGGAGACAAGUCAACCUUUGUCCUGUCCCAAGCCGAUAUUCCCCCUCUCAAGGAUGGUCAGGUUCUUCUAAGAACUCAAUACCUCAGCAAUGACCCUGCUCAACGUACCUGGAUCUCCCCUUUCGCCAGUCCAGAGCGUCUUUACCUUCCGCCUGUGGAUGUUGGCGCAGUCAUGAAGUCCAUGGGCAUCGCAGAGGUUGUCGAAUCUCGUAGCUCCGAUGUUCCUGUGGGGAGCCUGGUAUCCGGUACCCCUGGCUGGACCGAAUACUCAAUCGACGACGCCAAGAAUGUUGCGAUCAUUGAACCCCAGCAUGAUCUACCUAUCACACACUUCCUUGGCGCGCUGGGUCUGCCUGGACAUACGGCGUACUACGCCCUUACGCAAAUUGUGAAGGCCAAGAAGGGAGAGGCGAUUGUCAUCAGCGGCGCGGCCGGCGCCGUGGGUACGAUGGCGGUUCAAAUUGCGAAGAAGAUGAUCGGAUGUCGCAAAGUGAUUGGAAUUGCGGGCAGCGAUGACAAGUGUCGCUGGGUCGAGAAGCUCGGGGCCGACAUCUGCCUGAACUACAAGUCCGACGCCUUCAAGCAGCAGCUCACGAAAGAGACUGAGGGUUUUGUUGAAAUCUACUUCGACAACGUUGGCGGCGAGAUUCUAGACUUUAUGCUAACCAGGCUGGCCAAAUUCGGCCGAGUCGCAGCUUGCGGAUCUAUUUCCAACUACAAUCGUGACGGCAAUGCCGUUGGUUUGAAGAACUAUUUCCAAGUCAUUGCAAUGCGUCUGCAAAUCACGGGAUUCAUUGUCCUCGACUGGUUUGAGCAUCUGCCCGAGGUUCGAGCCAUUCUUCUCGAUGAGUGGAAGAAGGGAACAAUUGUCAUUGCCGAUGAGAGUGAGAUGGUUGUUGAGGCAGCUUUUGAAGAUAUACCUCGCACUUGGAUGAUGCUGUAUUCGGGAGGAAACACAGGAAAGCUUGUGACCAAGUUGAAGUACUAG
Molecule: messenger RNA, 1056 nt
Organism: Colletotrichum chrysophilum
Lineage: Eukaryota; Fungi; Ascomycota; Sordariomycetes; Glomerellales; Glomerellaceae
Exons: 5
Coding region: 1-1056 (351 amino acids)
Molecular function (GO): oxidoreductase activity, acting on the CH-CH group of donors, NAD or NADP as acceptor
Source: RefSeq, a predicted model, not a curated record